CCCCCCCUCCGGGCGCUGACGUCACCGGAAGCGGAGCCCGGAACGAGAAGCGGCGGCGGUUGGGGGGGUGGGGACGCACACGCGCGCGCGCCCCGCCCCCGCCAGCGACGGGCGCCAGAUUGUACUUCGAAAAUCAAUGUACAUUUACCUCAGUAUUUUAAAUCUGUUGACACUUUGGGUAAUGAUGGCUCAGCUUCAGCAAGGAGGCCCAGAUGAAAAAGAGAAGACUACUGCAUUAAAGGAUUUAUUGUCUAGAAUAGACUUGGAUGAACUAAUGAAAAAAGAUGAGCCACCACUUGAAUUUCCUGAUACUCUGGAAGGAUUUGAGUACAUUUUUAAUGAAAAAGGGCAGUUGAGACACAUAAAAACUGGGGAGCCAUUUGUUUUUAAUUAUCGUGAAGAUUUGCAUAGAUGGAACCAAAAGCGCUAUGAAGCUCUCGGAGAGAUCAUUACUAAAUAUGUUUAUGAAUUACUGGAAAAGGAAUGCCACUUGAAGAAAGUAACUCUCCCAGUUGAUGCAACAGAGAGUGAACCAAAGAGCUUUAUCUUUAUGAGUGAAGACGCAUUAACAAAUCCUGACAAGGUGUUGGUUCUAAUUCAUGGUAAUGGUGUGGUCAGAGCAGGUCAGUGGGCUAGGAGACUUAUAAUUAAUGAAGAUCUGGACAGUGGCACGCAGAUACCAUAUAUAAAGAGAGCUACUGAGGAAGGCUAUGGAGUAAUAGUACUGAAUCCCAAUGAGAACUAUAUUGAAGUGGAGAAGACAAAAGCCCAAGUACAGCUGUCUUCUGAUAGCUCAGAUGAACCUGCAGAAAAGAGAGAAAGAAAAGAUAAAAUCCAGAAGGAAACAAAGAAGCGCCGCGACUUCUACGAAAAGUAUCGAAACCCACAAAAAGAAAAAGAAACUAUGCAGAUGUAUAUUAGAGAUAAUGGAUCUCCCGAAGAACAUGCAAUUUAUGUUUGGGACCAUUUUAUUUCCCAGUCAGCUGCAGAGAACGUGUUUUUUGUUGCUCACAGUUAUGGUGGACUUGCAUUUGUAGAGUUGAUGAUUCAACGAGAGGCAGAAGUAAAGAAUAAGGUAACUGCUGUGGCGUUGACAGACUCUGUUCACAAUGUGUGGCAUCAAGAAGUUGGGAAAACUAUUCGAGAGUGGAUGCGAGAGAAGUGCUGUAACUGGGUGUCCAGCUCUGAGCCCCUGGACACUUCGGUGGAGUCCAUGCUGCCGGAUUGCCCCCGUGUCUCUGCAGGUACAGAGCGCCACGAACUAACUUCCUGGAAGAGUUUUCCAUCUAUUUUCAAGUUCUUCAGUGAGGCGGUAGAGGCAAAGAACAGUUCAGUGAAACCAACCCCAACGCGGCGCUCCAACAGGAUAAAAUAUGAAGAAUUGUAAAAGGAAAGGAGGGGAGGGGAAAAAAAAAAAAAAAAAAAAAAACAACAAAAACACACACACACAAAACACACCACCACCAACCACCUCUUCACUGCUUGUUUUCUGCAAGGAGUCUCCCAGCCCCUCAUUAGAUUGUUUUCUUCCUAGAGCACAGGGUCGUGAUGUAUACAUCUAAAUAGCGUUUUGCAUUAUUUCUAGAUGAGUGCAACUGUCAAAGCAAUAUGGGUUCACUGGUUGUGCUUCCUGUGGGCUGUAACUUGGAUUUCGUGCUGCCCAUCAGCGCGCAGAUUAAGGCUGACAGUGGUACUGCACAGUGCAGCAUGGUGCAGCUCUAAUUGCCCUGACAUAGCCCUGCACCAAGCUGAUGCCAGAAUUUAACAGCUUCGUUGUGGUCCUAUCGCCUGCAGGAUUUUUUGCUGCUUCCUUCUAUUUUGAGACAGAACAAAAUAGAAAUUACUCUUUCUCAAAAGACAGCUCUAACUCAGAAGUGCUAACCAGCCCGUGAUUUUACACCCAAUAAGCCUUCUCUUUCUCUGGGACCAAGUGGGAUCAACUGUUGACUCUUUCAUUUUCUGCUGGUAGGAGGGUCCAAGAAGUUUGGUCCAGAUUUGUAGGAAAGCCCCUUUGUUGUAGAGAUUUUCUCCUCCUGCCAGAUCAAUGGCAUUAUCUGUAGAUCUUCUCUUCCUUUUGAAAGCGCCACUUAAAAAAAUGCCUAUUCAUUAGCUGGCUGGAUCACACUGUGAAAUAUGACAGAGGGAAAAAAAAAAAAAAAAAAGAGACACAUUGCACAUUUUCCUGUUUAUUUUUAAACGCAAAGAUGCUUCCGUUUUCAUAUGCGGGGUUUGUAAUGAUUUUGACAUCCUGUGGUUAUUCCUUUUCCCUAAGAUCACGGGUUCGCCCCCGCUUUCCCAGGCUCUGGGGAUGGCGGGGGGGCGGCCUGUGGGGCUGCCCUGCGUGGGGACCCCACUCCACACUUGGGGUGUGGGAAAGAAGGGGAGGGGGAGGGGGGGAAGAGGGAUGUGGCUGCAGCCACUGUCAUCAGUGUCAGCAGCUUUUCUCCUCUAAAACAUCUGAUAAACGACAAGACCUGCCUGAUAGCGCGCGUGCUAAUUAAGCUCCUUAAUGUCGAUGAUGCUGAAUUAAAGUGAUCUUUUUCUUCAAUGGCUGUGCCCGCCUCACCUCUGGUGAUGAGGCGAUGCCCAAACACCAGGGUUUGGGACCCCCAUCCCAAACCCCUAUCCCCCCCUCCAUAUAGUUUCCUAUCCCACAACUGGAGGGUCUGGGAAUGGGUGUGUGUGUGUGUUGUUAAAACGAGAUGAUGUCCAGACCGGGGGUCCAGAGCAAAGACAGCAGUGGCCAUGGUGGGGUUGCAAGGGGAAGCCCUGCUGGAUUUGGGCUGAAAUCCUCCACUUGGGGGGCUCUCCCCAUCCCUCUGUGCUCAUACAGGCAUCAGAGUUUCCUGUAUGUCCCUCCCCCGCAUGCCCCCUGUCCCCUCCCCACCCCAAAUCCAGCCAUCUCUCUGCAUUUUAACCUCUCUCCUUUCCAAAUAUCCCCACCCCCUCCCCAAUCCUCCCCGGGCAGGGCGGGGGGGAAGGGUCAGGUCGUGCCUACUCGGAGGGCAGCGCAAAAUCUGCUCCUGGUGGUUUUUCUUCCUGGAGGGGAGCCUGUUGCUGCCCCCCCCCGCCUCCCCCCAUCACCACCGAGGUCACCGCCUUUUCUUCCCCGUCGAAGGAUGCUUCGGCCGGCCUGACCCGACCCCCCCACCCCAGCCUGUGCCCACCCCAGCCCCCCCGCACGCCGUGUGUGUUUUGGAGGGGUGGAGGUGGAGGGAGAGGAGGGCGUUUACAUCGCGUGUUUUGGGUGUCUGUGCGUCUUCCCACGGCCGGGAAGGGAGAGAUUUGCUCCCCCUCGCCCACUCCGAGGUGGCAAAAAUAAGGUCUCCGGGGUGCCAAAUGUCGCGGGAACGGAUCUAUUUUUGUAAGUGUCGGAGAAAAAAAUAAAUGCACAAAAAUUUUUACUGUAA
Tyto alba (common barn owl) is the source of this 3410-nucleotide messenger RNA. RefSeq names its product family with sequence similarity 172 member A (gene ARB2A). The record is from RefSeq and is a predicted model, not a curated record. The transcript is spliced from 11 exons. Bases 137 to 1387 code for a protein of 416 amino acids. Gene Ontology annotation, molecular function: siRNA binding. Gene Ontology annotation, biological process: regulatory ncRNA-mediated heterochromatin formation. NCBI's taxonomy places the organism in Eukaryota, Metazoa, Chordata, Aves, Strigiformes, Tytonidae. Gene Ontology annotation, cellular component: nucleus.